AUGGAGCAUCGAAGAUCAAAAUUAUUAUUCUUCUGCAUUUUGUCAUGCUGUGUAAUUGCCAUUUCCGCGAAGAGUUAUUAUGAGAUUCUACAAGUGCCUAAAGGCGCUUCCGAUGAGCAAAUAAAGCGAGCCUAUCGAAAGCUUGCGUUGAAGUAUCAUCCUGAUAAAAAUCAAGGAAAUGAAGAAGCUAACAAGAGAUUUGCAGAAAUCAAUAAUGCUUAUGAAGUAUUGUCGGAUGGCGAAAAGAGGAAUAUAUACGAUAGGUACGGUGAAGAGGGUCUUAAACAGCAUGCUGCAAGUGGUGGUGGCAGAGGUGGGGGCAUGAAUGUUCAAGACAUCUUUAGCUCUUUCUUUGGUGGAGGUCCAAUGGAAGAGGAAGAGAAGAUUGUGAAAGGAGAUGAUGUGAUUGUUGAAUUGGAUGCGACGCUAGAAGAUCUAUACAUGGGGGGUUCUUUGAAGGUGUGGAGAGAGAAAAAUGUAAUAAAACCGGCCCCAGGAAAACGACAAUGCAAUUGUAGAAAUGAAGUUUAUCACAGGCAAAUUGGUCCGGGAAUGUUCCAGCAGAUGACCGAGCAGGUCUGCGAACAAUGCCCAAAUGUGAAGUAUGAAAGGGAAGGCUAUUUUAUCACUGUGGAUAUUGAGAAAGGCAUGCAAGAUGGUCAAGAAGUGGUCUUCUAUGAGGACGGUGAGCCCAAAAUAGAUGGUGAAGGUGGAGAUCUGAAGUUUCGCAUCCAUACUGCACCUCAUGAUGUCUUCACAAGGGAAGGAAAUGACAUCCGUACAACAGUUACAAUUACCUUGGUGCAAGCUCUCAUCGGUUUUGAGAAGACCAUUAAACACCUCGAUGAUCAUCUCGUGGAUAUUAGCUUUAAUGGUAUUACAAAGCCCAAGGAAGUAAGGAAAUUUAAAGGUGAAGGGAUGCCAUUACAUUUUAGCAACAAGAAGGGAGAUUUAUAUGUCACGUUUGAGGUUUUGUUUCCCACUUCACUAACGGAGGACCAGAAAACAAAGAUCAAGGAAGUUCUUGGAUAG
Messenger RNA from Fraxinus pennsylvanica, 1032 nucleotides. The record is from the annotation of a GenBank genome assembly. NCBI's taxonomy places the organism in Eukaryota, Viridiplantae, Streptophyta, Magnoliopsida, Lamiales, Oleaceae.